Messenger RNA from Penicillium egyptiacum, 1020 nucleotides. Lineage: Eukaryota; Fungi; Ascomycota; Eurotiomycetes; Eurotiales; Aspergillaceae. The record is from the annotation of a GenBank genome assembly.
AUGGAGGCCAAUGAUCAGGCCCGGUAUUCAGAUACAGUGAGGCCAAGUAGCUCUACCCAUGUUGCGAGAAAGAAGACUGUUGGGCCCUCGGUGCACCUUCUUGCAGGCGCGAGUGGUGGUUUAGCUACCGCUAUUGUGACGUCGCCCCUCGAUGUGUUACGAACACGCCUUCAAUCCGACUUUUAUCGAACUAAAAGUACUAGCGCCUCCCAAUUAAAUCAGCCUGUACAGACAAAUCAGAGAACAAUGCAGGUCAUCAACUCCAUUUAUCGUGCUGAAGGCUGGCGAGCCUUUUUCCGAGGCCUCGGUCCGAGCAUGGCCGGUGUGGUCCCGGCGACUGCGAUCAAGUUUUAUGUCUAUGGGAAUUGCAAGCAUUUUGGGGCUAAGAUGCUAGGACGUACAGAAGACUCCCCCUUUGUCCACGCCCAGGCUGCAAUCUGCGCAGGACUAGCGACUUCUACAGCAACAAAUCCAAUAUGGCUGGUCAAAACAAGACUACAACUUGACAAAACAGAAAUCGGUGGCGUUCUCACUCGUCGAUAUCGCAAUAGCAUAGAUUGCAUCCGGCAAGUCUUCCGCAAUGAGGGAUUAAACGGCUUUUAUAGAGGGUUAAGCGCUAGCUAUCUCGGCUCGAUUGAAACGGCUCUACAUUUGGUGCUUUACGAACGUCUGAAAACUAGCCUUCAUCAGUCAUUAGAAAAUACCGAGGGAACACGGUCUGCCUUUUUGGACGAAUUCUUUCAUUGGGUUAGUACUAGUGGUGCUGCAAGUUCUGCGAAGCUAGCCGCGGGUCUAAUCACAUAUCCUCAUGAGGUUAUUCGAACGAGAUUGCGCCAGGCGCCUAUGGAGAAUGGCCGGGCCAAAUAUACGGGCUUGUUACAAUGCUUCCGUUUGAUCGCUAAAGAGGAAGGUAUGGCGGGCUUGUAUGGAGGCUUAGUUCCCCAUAUGGUUCGGUCUUUACCGUCAGCUGUCAUUACGCUUGGCGUAUAUGAGUUUGUGCUGAGGAUUACUGGGAGCUGA